Tachyglossus aculeatus (Australian echidna) is the source of this 1312-nucleotide messenger RNA. It is a transcript of the gene SLC35H1, whose product is annotated as solute carrier family 35 member C2. The record is from RefSeq and is a predicted model, not a curated record. Gene Ontology annotation, molecular function: antiporter activity. Gene Ontology annotation, cellular component: endoplasmic reticulum-Golgi intermediate compartment; Golgi apparatus; cis-Golgi network. Lineage: Eukaryota; Metazoa; Chordata; Mammalia; Monotremata; Tachyglossidae. The coding region runs from base 70 to 1218 and encodes 382 amino acids. The transcript has 9 exons. Gene Ontology annotation, biological process: UDP-glucose transmembrane transport.
GAAAACCGGAGCCCGCCUCAGCGCGGCCUCCGCUGAGGGAGCCCCGCUUCGGCCCAGCCUCCUCCGGCCAUGGCCAAGCGGGGGUCGGUCCCGGCCUUCCUGGGGAGGGCCCUGCUCACCCUGGGCCUCGUCCUCUUCUACUACUGCUUCUCCAUCGGCAUCACCUUCUACAACAAGUGGCUGAUGAAGAGCUUCCACUUCCCGCUGUUCAUGACGCUGCUGCACCUGGCCGUCAUCUUCGCCUCGUCGGCCCUGGCCCGGGCGGCGCUCGGCUGCCUCCACGCGCGGGCCCGCGUCGUCCUCAGCUGGCCCGUCUACCUCCGGAGGGUGGCCCCCACAGCCCUGGCGACGGUGCUGGACGUGGGACUGUCCAAUUGGAGCUUCCUCUACAUCACCGUCUCCCUGUAUACCAUGACCAAGUCCUCCGCCGUCCUCUUCAUCCUCAUGUUCUCCCUCAUCUUCAGGCUGGAGGAGCUGCGAGCGGGCCUGGUCCUGGUGGUGGUCCUGGUGGCCGGCGGGCUGUUCCUCUUCACGUACAAAUCCACCCAGUUCGACGCGGAAGGCUUCGCCCUGGUCCUGGCCGCCUCCUUCGUCGGCGGGGUGCGCUGGACCCUCACCCAGAUGCUCCUGCAGAAAGCCGAGCUGGGCCUCCAGAACCCCAUCGACACCAUGUUCCACCUUCAACCCCUCAUGUUCCUCGGCCUCUUCCCGCUCUUCGCCGCCGUCGAAGGUCUGCCCCUGUCGACGUCGAGGAAGCUGUUCCGGGCGGAGGGGGCCGGAGCCCUGGCGGGGGUCCUGGGCGCCCUCCUGGGCGGGGGGCUGCUCGCCUUCGGCCUCGGUUUCUCCGAGUUCCUCCUCGUGUCCCGCACCUCCAGCCUCACCCUCUCCAUCGCGGGCAUCUUCAAGUGUGCACGCUGCUGUUGGCGGCCCACUGGCUGGGGGACCAGAUCCACCUCCUCAACUGGCUGGGCUUCGCCGUCUGCCUGGCGGGGAUCUCCCUGCACGUCACCCUCAAGGCCCUCUCCUCCAAAGGUGCCCCGGGCCCCCGGGGGGCGUCCAAAGGAGCCCGCGCCGACCCGGACUUGGAGCUGCGGCUGCUGCGGAGGCCCGGGGGCCCGGACGACGAGGACGACGACGACGACGACGACGACGACGACCCGCGCGACGGGCCCGCCGGCCGCCCCUGACCCCCCGGGAGCCGAAGGACGCGAGUGCUAAUCUCGCCCCCGCCGCCCGUCGUCGUCCCCUGGGCCUCAGUUCCCUCAUCUGUCAAAUGGGGGGGAAGGCCGGGAGCCCCCCGGGGGACAACCCG